UCCUACUCCCAUCUCCCUCCCUCUCCCUCUCUCUCUCUCUCUCUCUCUCUCUCUCUCUCCACCAUAAGAGGAGCCACACUGUUAGGUAUGGAGGACCAGGCCCGCAUGAUGUUGGGUCAUAUCGGAUUAACUGGACUGCCCCACGAGGAUGUGGGGGAUCCUGACAACAUAAGGAAACAUCACAACAUGGGUCAGCCGCAGCAGGACAUCGGUGACAUCCUCCAGCAGAUCAUGGUCAUCACAGAUGAGAGUCUGGACGAGGCCCAGGCCAGGAAACAUGCUUUAAACUGCCACAGAAUGAAGCCCGCCCUGUUCAGUGUCCUGUGUGAGAUCAAAGAAAGGACAGCCCUGAGCAUCCGAGGCAUCCAGGAAGAAGACGGUCCCGACCCUCAGAUCAUGCGACUGGACAACAUGCUGUUAGCAGAGGGGGUCGCUGGUCCGGAGAGGGGCGGGGCCUCUGCAGCGGCGGCUGUGGUUGCCGCGGCAGCCGGAGGGUCCCCUGGUGAGGGGAACGUAGAACACAGCGAGUACAAGGAGAAGCUCGCUCAGAUACGACGGAUGUACCACGCCGAGCUGGAGAAAUACCAACAGGCAUGCAACGAGUUCACCGACCACGUGAUGAACCUGCUGAGGGAACAGUCCCGUACGCGGCCCAUCUCACCCAAAGAGAUUGAGCGAAUGGUGGGAAUCAUCCACCGCAAGUUCAGCACCAUCCAGAUGCAGUUAAAGCAGAGCACAUGUGAAGCUGUCAUGAUCCUACGCUCCAGGUUCCUGGAUGCCAGGCGGAAACGAAGAAACUUCAGCAAGCAGGCGGCAGAGAUUUUGAAUACAUAUUUUUACUCUCAUCUGGCAAACCCCUAUCCCAGUGAGGAGGCCAAGGAGGACCUGGCCAGGAAGUGUUCCAUCACUGUUUCUCAGGUGGCGAACUGGUUUGGAAACAAGAGGAUUCGGUACAAGAGGAACGUUGCGAAAUUGCAGGAGGAAGCUAACCGAUAUGCCGUGAAGACAGCUGUGGACGCUGCCAGUGUGUCUUCACAGGCAAGCCAAGCCAACUCCCCAGCCACGCCAAACUCAGGAGGAUACCCCGCCCAGUGUUACACUCCUGAGGGGAGGUUAUGAGGACUCGCCUCGAGGAACUCUCUUCCCUCCUCUCUGUGUCCAUGGUGAUGACAGCUGGCACCACAGUGGUUAUUCCUCCUCCCAUCUCUCCCCACCCAGAGCACCAGGGAGCUAGCACUACGUCACCUCCAGCUGAUGCUCCACCUCCACCACCCCUCCCCCCACCCUUCUCCUCAGACUAAUACAACCCAGACUGUAGGUUGACGUCCAGCCAAGCCACGAACAGAUCCUUACCAAAACUCUGCAAUUGUUCUGUUUUGCUUUGUGAUGCUGAUCGUUUUCUAACAUCUCUUCAAAGUUUUUUUUUUAAUCCCUCCACUUUACGAAUGUGUCUAUUUCUUUCUUUUUUUUUCAUUUUACUAUUACUCACACCAUUUUUCUUCUGUUAUUUUUUAAAAAGAUAAAUAAAUGAUGAAAAUAACUUUUUUUAAUGUACUACUUCACCUUCAGUGAAUGAUAAACUGUAUGAAAGUUUAGGGCCUGUGUUUCGCCUUGAACCAGAUUCAUCAUUUUAUUUCAAAGAAUUAAAAAAUAAGAAAAAAAGGACAAAAAGAAAGCAUGAAGUCAUUUUUAGAUGUUGAACUACAAUUUUAUUAUGUAUUUUUUUCUUUGAAGUUUUUUAAGAAAAUGUCACUAAGAAAAUGCAUUGAUAGAGUACAAGAAAAAACAUUUAAAUGGCAGAAAUGACCAAAAAUGAAUAAAAACAU
Molecule: messenger RNA, 1826 nt
Organism: Anoplopoma fimbria (sablefish)
Lineage: Eukaryota; Metazoa; Chordata; Actinopteri; Perciformes; Anoplopomatidae
Product: pre-B-cell leukemia transcription factor 1-like
Exons: 8
Coding region: 88-1119 (343 amino acids)
Biological process (GO): neuron development; eye development; embryonic organ development
Cellular component (GO): nucleus
Molecular function (GO): RNA polymerase II cis-regulatory region sequence-specific DNA binding; DNA-binding transcription factor activity, RNA polymerase II-specific
Source: RefSeq, a predicted model, not a curated record